This is a messenger RNA of Rhincodon typus (whale shark), 8619 nucleotides long. Its product is annotated as collagen alpha-1(XVIII) chain-like. The coding region runs from base 48 to 4670 and encodes 1540 amino acids. The transcript has 40 exons. NCBI's taxonomy places the organism in Eukaryota, Metazoa, Chordata, Chondrichthyes, Orectolobiformes, Rhincodontidae. The record is from RefSeq and is a predicted model, not a curated record.
CUCUCUCAGCACACCCAAGUACAGUGCGGCUCAUCUCUCAGGCUGCAAUGCAUACAGCAGCCAAACUAAUGCUGCUCUGCCUGACCUGGGGAGCUCUGCCCCAGGCCCGCUGUUGGCUAAACUGGUUCAGGGGCAAGCCAACCCCGACAGUGCCCGUGGUCACAACGCGGAGGGUCACCCCGACCUCAGAGGGCCGCACCCCACCGGGAAGUUCAACCCCAGUCCAGAGCGAAGCGGACGUCACGGCAACGGCUCGGAUUACUGCAGGAGGAGGCACGGCAACCAGCUCCGGGACGUGGGUGGACAAGUUGAAGGGAGAGGGGGCAACCACCUUGCCCGACAGUGCCCAGGCAGCGCCAGGAGGGGGCGAGCUCCCCAUGGCGAUACUCAAUGCCCGGGACUUGCCGCGUAUCCAGGACGGCCCAUUGAAUUCCACAGCCCGACUAGAGACACAGCCAGCGGCGCCCAUCGCAGGGCGGACGGCGGGAGAAGAUUCUGGAAUGGUGACCCCGUCUCCGGCCCUCACCAGCACAACACCGGGGCCUACCACGACCGGCAGUGGCGCCUGGACACAGCGUUUGGUGACAACGGUUGAGCCCAGGGGCCAGGCCUUGACGACGGAGGAGGCAUCGUCACCUUCCUCUCCCUCUUCCUCCUCCUCCCCCCUAUCGCCGUCGCCAACCCCUCCCUCCCCGUCACCCAACGCCUCCUCACCCUACACCGCCUCGCCCCCGGCACUAGCGGCCCCUCACCACCACCCGGAGUCCGUCAGCGUCCCCACGGCCGGCCCCUCCCUGAAGCCUCCCUGCGGAUCCCACUGUCCAGAUAAGGACUAUUCCGUGUCUCUGCUACAGUUGCUGGGAGAUCCCGCUCCUGAGCAGGUCACCGUGGAGUAUGGACCCGACCAAAACCCAGUGUACAAGUUUGGCCCGAAUGUCAACACCGGGCAGCUGGCCAGAGCCUACUUCAGAAGCCCCUUCUUCCAUAACUUUGCAUUGCUCUUCACAAUCAAACCAACAUCACCCAAGAGCGGCGUGCUGUUUGCGAUCACUGAUGCCAGUCAAACUGUCAUCUACGUCGGAGUUAAACUGUCGGAGGUCCAGGGUGCAUCACAGGACAUCAUUUUCUAUUACACAGAGCCUGGCUUCCAGCAGUCCAAUGAGGCUGCACGGUUCAGGGUGAGCAAUUUAACCAACAGAUGGGUCAAGAUCGCCAUCGCCGUGGUAGGCGAGGCAAUUAGCCUCUACCUGGACUGCGAGCUGCAUGGCACCAAGUACUUUGAAAGGUCCCCGGACGAGAUGGAGAUUGAUCCGUCCUCUGGUGUCUUUGUCGCUUUGGCGGGUGGUGCGGAUCCCGAUAACUUCCUGGGUUUCAUCUCGGAUCUGAAGGUAAAGAAGGAUCCUUGGGAGGCGCGGCUUUACUGUGACGAAGAUGACGAUGGUGAGGCUUCGGGAGAUUACGGGAGUGGAUACGGAAGAGGAACUCAAGCGGUCUCCAGCCGUUACUUUUAUUUAAGAGCUUCAGGCUGCUCCGGUUGUCAGAAGGCACUAGAGAAAUGCAAGAAAGGAUCGCCGGGCAUCCAGGGCCCCCCGGGUCCUCCGGGAUCUGCCGCUCCCACGGGGCAGGAACGCGGUGACGGCGUGGCGGUGGAGCGAGUGGUCGGUGUCGAGGGACCGCCGGGACCUCCCGGACCCCCCGGGAGAGACGGUGAGCCGGGUGAUCCCGGCGAAGACGGCAAGAGGGGCGAGAUCGGUCCUCAAGGAUUCCCAGGGACCCCUGGCGAUCGCGGAGCUAAAGGCGAUAAGGGUGACUCAGGGAUUGGACCCCCAGGACCAAGAGGACCCCCUGGACCACCUGGCCCACCUUGUACACCGGGCCCACCGGCUGUAAUCACCAAGAUGGACAAACUAACCUUUCUCGAUAUGGAAGGUUCCGGAUUCGAUGGCAACCUGGAAAUGUUUCGGGGAAUGCCUGGACCUCCUGGGCCACCUGGACUCCCUGGUCUCCCUGGCCGGCCGGGAAUCUUUGGUGUGAACGACACUGCCCCCCCUGGACCAACAGGUCCGCCCGGGCCCCCGGGAGCAGAUGGGAGGCCUGGUCCCUCUGGGCCAAUGGGACCUCCGGGGCUACCUGGACAAGAUGGCCAACCGGGACUGCCUGGGGAGAAGGGACUGCAGGGCGAACCUGGUGACCUGGGACUCCCGGGAGCUCAGGGGCCUAAGGGAUCACCGGGGCAAGCCGGGAUUCCUGGUCAGCCUGGCCUAGCCGGGUUGCCAGGGCCAAUAGGACCCCGAGGACCUCCUGGUCCUCCUGGACCAUCGGCAACAGUUCUCCGCGCUGGCUUUGAGGACGCAGAAGGAUCCGCACUUCCCAUCGUGACGGGGUUGCCAGGGGAACGGGGGCCGGAAGGCGCUCAGGGGAUCCCAGGGGAGCCUGGUCUUCCUGGAGUGCCUGGUUUGAAGGGUGAGCCAGGAAUCCCUGGAGAGCCGGGAUUGCAGGGACCACAAGGAUAUCCUGGAGAAAUCGGGUUAACAGGACCACCUGGCCCUCAGGGUCCAAAGGGAGCCCAGGGAGAUCCAGGCAUGAAGGGCGAGCCGGGCAGAGAUGGUGUCGGAUUGCCAGGUCCUCCUGGUCCUCCUGGAAUCGCCUAUAGUGGUGGCAGUGCAGCUGAUGGUGUUACAUUUGUGCCUGGUCCACAGGGUCCAAGGGGCAUUCCUGGCCAAGCUGGAUUGCCAGGUCCCAGUGGACCGAAAGGUGAACAAGGAUCCCCGGGUAUCACAGGACCAGCAGGGCCGAAGGGUGAUAGGGGAGAGCCUGGCUUCAUCAUUAGCCCCGAUGGAACCCCGUUGAACAGUCUGCUUGCUAGCGGCAUCGGAGGAAAGGGCGAUCCUGGCAUUCCAGGACCCACUGGCCCACAGGGCUUGCCGGGAUACCCAGGUCAAAAAGGUGAAAUUGGGUUACCAGGAAGACCGGGCCGGCCUGGUAUAAAUGGGCUGAAAGGCGAGAAGGGUGAGCUGGGAGAUUUCAGCGGUGGUUUUGGAUACCGGAAUAUUCCAGGGCCACCCGGUCCACCGGGACCUCCCGGACCACCUGGUAUACCAGCGUCUGCCUUUAGUGAUCACGUAUUCAGGGGAGCAGCUGAAGGAUUCCCCGGAAUACUUGGACCACCAGGUCCUAAAGGAGACCGUGGUAGCCCAGGGUAUGCAGGUCCCCCAGGAGAGAAAGGGGAUAUUGGUGACCCCGGGCCUCCUGGCCCACCAGGACCCAUCCCAUAUGACGCAUAUGACUUCACCUCGUCUCUCAGAGGUGCAAAAGGAGAUAAGGGUGACGUGGGGCAGAAAGGAGAGAAGGGCGCACCGGGAGAUGGCUAUGGUUCCAGUGUAGCAGGGCCCCAGGGUCCCCCUGGGCCUCCAGGACGACCAGGUCUUCAGGGACCAAAAGGAGACAGUAUUGUUGGACCCAGAGGAUUACCAGGCAACACGGGACCCCCUGGUUAUGGGUAUCCAGGUGUCCCUGGACCCCCUGGACUCCCAGGGCCUCCUGGCCCCCCUGGAGUGCCUACUUCAGGACAUCACAGAACAAGCAUCGUAGGACCACCAGGUCCCCCUGGCCCUCCUGGCUCUGCUUCAGCUUCAGGGGUUACGGUGCUGCAGACCUAUCAGACAAUGCUGAGUAUUUCUCACAGCCUGCAUGAGGGAACAUUAGCUUACGUCAUGGAACGUGGAGACCUGUAUAUCCGAGUCCGGGAUGGCUGGCGGCAGGUUUAUCUGGGAGAAUACAUUCCGUAUCAUGGUGCUGGAGUAAAUGGAAACAACGUGGAAGCGGUGGGAUCUCCGCCCGUGGUGCAGUACUCGACAGACAGCAAAUCCACGCCGAAUGUGGAGGCGGCGGCGGCAUCUCCGGAGAACCGGGCCCCCGAGGCGGAGAGCCCGCGGGGCCCCGACCACCAGCGGCCGGCCCGCCGCCGUCCAGAGGCACCGCAGACCAGCCACCAGCAACGCCAGCCUGUCCCAAGAUGGCCGACAACUGCCGCCCCGCCCCGCUCGGCAGCUCCUCCUCCACGGCAUGGCCACUACGGCGUCUCCCGCCGACCUCACGUGCCCAUCUCUGGCCAUGCCGAGAGCCUCCAUGGAGUCCCAAUGCUUCACCUCAUGGCUCUCAACACCCCACUGACCGGCAACAUGCAGGGCAUCCGAGGGGUCGACUUCCAAUGUUUCCAGCAGGCCCGGGGGGUGGGCCUGAUGGGAACGUUCAGAGGCUUCCUCUCGUCCAAGCUCCAGGACCUGUACAGUGUGGUGCGGCGCGCUGACAGGCACUCGGUGCCCAUCGUAAACAGUAAGGGACAGGUGCUGUUUGAUAGUUGGAGCUCGCUGUUCUCUGGAUCCCAAGCUCGCAUCAAAUCCAACACCCCAAUCUAUUCCUUUGACGGGAGAGAUGUGCUCCAAGACCAUGCCUGGCCUGAGAAGUUCAUCUGGCACGGGUCAGACUCCAGAGGCCGCCGUCUAUCGCAGAGUUACUGUGAGGCCUGGAGGGAAUCCCAGGACGACAAGGUGGGCAUGGCAUCUUCCCUGCUGAGCAGCUAUCUUCUUGAGCAGAGGCCUAGCCCCUGUUCCAACUCCUUCAUCAUAUUGUGCAUUGAGAACAGCUACCUGCCUCACACCCGAAAAUAAACAGUCGCUCUCGCCACCCCGCCACCCACCGCAAGAGAACACUGGUCGCCCUCAACGCCCAUUUGUUAAAUGUACAGUUGUAAUUUUUCGAAACGAUUUGAGAAGGGUAAAAUGGAAGAGAAGGAAAGGCCAAAGAGUUUUGAGUAAAUGAUUGCGAUAAUGUCGCUCACGAUGAUGACCCAGCAUGCACUGGGAAGGGCCUGGAGGCACCUCGGCUAAUGCAGAUCUCCACUGUGUACAUGUAACGUUUAAUAUUUGUAUAUGAAAUGUUUGUGCGUGCAAAUGUUUUGUUUUAUUUGCUUACUUCCGAAAGUUAAUCUUGUUUCCUCGGAUUCCCCUGUAGUUUGCUCUUUUCUUUCCUGUUGUUAUCAUUCAAAACGUGCUUUUUUUUUUCUCUCUUCCUCCCUCCCAAAAUUGCAAGCAUAUAUCCACCGGUACUCAUUUUCGUUUAAAGAAAUUGGUUGAAAAUCGCAAUUACAAAAGGUCGUGUUCCUCCCUUUUUUGCCUCUUGACCACAUGCACAAGAGACAAGAGCGAGCCUCACUUUCCUGAUUGGGCCUCUCUCUUCAUUGUCGGUUCCCGUUCACCCUGAAGCUGCCCCAUUAUCAGGAGACACGCACAACUGUGCAGUCUUCCACCAGAGUUUGAUCUGCCGAAGGUAGUGGGAGGCGAAAGUACAUUAAAGAUGGCAUUUCAUUGGCACUUGGGCCACAAAUUGCCUGGCCUCUCCCAUCCCCCUUCCCCCACUUUCAAAAUGCAGUUGCGUGCGGGGUUUUGGAAAAAGCUCAUCAUUUUGGCUUGGCCUUUGUCUGUUCUCGCACGGCCCUGAGAACAGGAUGGAGACUUUGUGUUGGACUCGACCCUUUUAAUCAGCCCACCUCCUGGUCUAGCAUUGAAAUGAAUGGUGGUUGGAGAUUGGGGCGGUGCAGUUACAGGCCCCUGGGGUGAGCGGGAGAUGGAAUCGAGAAGGGAGUUAGACAACCAGCGAAGAAAGGGACAGCAAUGACCACUAAUGGACAGAAGUGGCAGUUCAUUAAGGCUAGCUGAUGCCCAUUCAGAAGAGCAUGCAGCCAUUACAGCGGAGUCUGUCCAUCAAAAAAAAAGAGGAAAUUACUCUUUAUGGCACACAGUGGGGGCCUUGAAGGCUACAUCUAAAGUCUUACAUCUAUGGGCUGAGAUAUAGAUUUAUGUUUGAAGUCACCACGACAGAGAGAUCUUUCUGUUACGAUCCUGGGUUCAUCCCAUUGUAAAGCAAUAAUAAAGCCCUUUUUAAGAAACCUCCACAUCUACAAAAUGCCAGCCGGGCACAGCGGCAGAUGAAGUGAUGUUCCCAAUAGAACUCGGUGCGUGGAUUUUAACAGAUGAAUGUCACAAUUUGCACCAGGCAAUGAUCGCUCCACCCAGACUAAUUCUUGGAGCCUCGCCUCUAUUCAAUGGGAUUGCGGUUUACUGCAGCAGGCACAACGGAAUGCCAAAUUCCUGACAGGCUUGAGAGGUGGUGAAUUGAUAGAAACUUAGCACACUGGCGGAGGCCUCGCGUCCAUUAUCUCCCUUCUUAUUUUUGGCCCAUUGCGUUUUUGCUGACCCACCCCUGUGUAAAAACCGUUUCUCUGUAUCCCCAGUCUAGAGCUCUACCAAUCAAUUUGAAUCAAUGAAAAUUUUGUAAAGGUGGAGUGCAUGUGAAGAAAUGUUCCUGAUUAUACUUUUAUCCUCCUUGGCACCAAAGACACUUUGCAUUCGUAAAUGCCUCGUUCCCUUCGGUUUUAUUUUUCCACGCGUGUUUCUAACAUAUGGACAGCUGAUAUUUGAAAACUUAAAGUGCAUCACCCAUGUUCAAAAUAACUUGCCAAUGAAGUUUUGCCAAAAUAAAAAACAUCUGCCGUGUUAAUUGGCCAGCACUGCGCAACGACAGCAGAAUAUUCCGGAAGUUUGACACUGCCUGUAGCCUCGAACUGCAUUGAAGAGGUUCCCAGUGCAGUCAGUGCACAAACUAGUCAGAUUCCACAAGCAAGCUGCCACAACUCCUAAAAGCCAGGGUGAAGCGAAGAGACAGUGAUGUGACCGUCACGUAGACAUUGUUACUCUUCUAGUAAUCAGAAGGAGUUCAGAUCCCGCUCUUUGAGAAAUCGAAACCCAGUUUUGAAAGGAAAAUUAGGAAUCUCGAAGUCAAAAUGCUGGUCUUAGCAACAAUGUUGUUUACUGAAAGGAAUCCACCAUUCUCCCCAGGUCUGGCCUACAUAUGGCACUGAUCACAUCACAGGUAGAGUCUUACAAAGCAAGAUACUGCAGACGCUGGAAAUCCGAAAGGGAAACAGAUGCUGCCAGACCUGCUGAAUAUUUCUGCAGAGAGAGAGAGAGUAAAAUGGAAUUCACGUUUUGAAUUCAGUAUGACUCCUCUACGGAAUGGAUCUCUGUUCUUCUCUCUCCACAGGUGCUGAGUUUCUCCAACGCAGUUCCUUUCUUUAUUUCAGAUUUUCGGCAUCUGCAGGACUCUGCGUUUAUUUUAAUGUUUUGUCAGAACUGGUUGAUUCUUAGCUGCUCCCCGCUGAACUUGAAACUCUGUAGCUGUGCGUGAAGUGGUAGUAAGAGGCUGAAAAUGAAGUUCGCGUCUGCGCAGGUUCUGUCAAACAUAUUGCUUUUGUUUUCGAUAAAAGGGCGUAUUUAGCAAGAGAAACUUGCACCAUUUGGGAAAACAAGGAAGUGUUUUUUUUACCUUUUUACCUCUUUGUCUCCCCCCCAUCUCCACCACAGUCCUGGUCUAAUUACUUCAAUGGUUGGGGGAGUAAAGGGUUAGGUCAGGUGGCUGGAUGGCUGGUUUGCAACGCAGGGUGAUGCCAACGGUGUGGGCUCAAUUCCCAAAACCGGCUGAGGUUACCGUGUAGGUCCCACCCUCUCCCAUCAGGUUAAGCUCACCACCUGUUGUCUCUCUUCAAUGAGCCCUAAUACCCUGUGGGACAACAGCAACUUGACCUUACUCUGUAUUGGGCCACUUGUGCCCAUGGAGGGUCUGAGUGACCAUCCACUGAUGCCUAACUUGGGUUGUGUCGGAAGCGCUGGUCCCAACCACAUGAACUGUUCUUCCCAAGCACCUGACUCCCGCACUCCUGCCACUGACCACCUGUUUACAUUGUCCUGGUCACCAACCUUCCAAGGCCAAUAAAAGAAUAUUCCUUGUCCAGUUGCCUGGUCCUUUACAAUUGGCCAACAGCUCUUCCUUCCCCAUGUCUGGUCAUUUUGAAACGAAAGCACUCUAAGAAUUCUUCUCUCAAAUAGGACGAUGUUUUCUCCGGAAUUGCUCUCAGGAAUGGGCUGGAGAUUUUGCCUUCAGCUCCUAGAGGUUCUGCACCAACCAGUCUGUCCAAGUAAUGGUCAGGUGGGUGUAUUUGCUCAUCUUCAACUGUGACAGAUUCUGGUUAUGUUCCUGUUCCAACAUGCACAAAACAGGAACAGUUCAAUCUUUCAAUAUUGUGUUGGGCGAAUGAGUUACAUUUUGGCACACACAGCAAGUGAAAACAUCAUCUCUUUUGGAAAUCCUGGCUGAAAAUUGACAACUUCAGAGCUUUCCCCCUCCCCCAACUUUGCAGUCGAAGCAAACUUUUUUCUUCUCUUAAACAAACUGCCCCCAGUGUCCUGCUUCCAACCACUUGGCACUGAUCCUACGUAGCUCCUGGACGACAUGUUAACCAUUUACCUCGGGUCAUUAUGGGGACAUGGUUCAUAUUCCAGCUGAUGUCGCUAAAGUGAGUGCCUGCACUGAAUGCAACAUUUAAUCUUUCAGGAGUACACACUGUAUCCUGUGUCAAAAAAAAACUUUUUUUUUAACUAACCGCAAAGGUGCUAUGAUUAAAACCUGUGAACGUGAGCAAGCACCUUCUGUAGCUUUCUGUAACCUUGAUGUUCAGUAAACACUUCUUACAAAAUACCGAAUAAAGAUUAUAAAACCCUCUUA